UUUAGGUUCACAGAGAGAGAGAGAGGGAACGAAAUGGGAGUGCUUUCCAAUAUGAUCGAUCGGGAACAACUGAAGCCCGGUGAUCACAUUUACUCUUGGAGGCAAGCAUACAUCUACGCGCAUCACGGAAUAUAUGUUGGUGAUGGACUGGUAAUCCAUUUUACCAGAGGAGCAGGCCAAGAAAUUGGAACAGGAACUAUGUUGGACAAUCUCCUUUUUAGUUCAUCUCCCUCUCAUUCUUCUGAAGGUCCAUGCCCAAGAUGUGGUGACCAAACUAGGACUGAUGGUGUAAUCUCUUCUUGUUUGGAUUGUUUUCUUUCUGGUGGUAGUCUAUACAUCUUUGAGUAUGCAGUCUCAACUGCACUUUUUUUAGCCCAAGCUCGAGGAGGUACCUGCACCCUUGCUCCUUCUGAUCCAGCUGAAGGUGUCCUUCGCCGUGCUUCAUUUCUUCUUGAAAAUGGAUUUGGGGGCUACAAUGUUUUCAAAAAUAAUUGUGAAGACUUUGCGAUUUACUGCAAAACAGGUCUGCUUGUAUUCAAGAGCAUCAGUAUUGGCCGGAGUGGGCAAGCAGCAUCUUGCUUAGCUGCUGCUACUGCGGUAGUUUCUACACUGCUUGGUUGGAUGACCACCGGUUUUAGUGGUUUGGCACUGGCUGGCUUUGGCAAGUAUUGUUUUAGCCGAUUGGCUUCUGAUAUUGGGGUACGCCGUGAUGUGUCUAAAGUUCCAGUGGAAAGGCUUAUAGCUUCACCAGAGAGUACGAAUGAGAUAGCCAAGGAAGAUUAGCGUUGGUUGAAAAACCCAUCGUAUGGAAUGCUAGUUUGAUUAAUGUUGUCAAUUGUUAAAUGUAGACAUGUGAAAUUCCAUACAUUUCUUCGAUAUAUGCUGUUUUCAUUUGUGCAGUUUCUACAUGUACUCACAAACAAUUAUGUUGUUUGGAUACUGCAUCACCUGCAGCAAUUAUCUUGCUACCUUGUUAACUUAUAAAACAAUGACUUGGGCUUGUAGCUUGUAGCUUGAUUUCUGUUAUCAAAAUAACAUGACGACCCUACCCAUCGGU
This is a messenger RNA of Abrus precatorius (Indian licorice), 1057 nucleotides long. RefSeq lists its product as uncharacterized. Bases 34 to 783 code for a protein of 249 amino acids. The record is from RefSeq and is a predicted model, not a curated record. Lineage: Eukaryota; Viridiplantae; Streptophyta; Magnoliopsida; Fabales; Fabaceae. The transcript is spliced from 2 exons.